Vanrija pseudolonga is the source of this 949-nucleotide messenger RNA. RefSeq names its product Protein vip1 (gene vip1). The record is from RefSeq and is a predicted model, not a curated record. Bases 77 to 949 code for a protein of 290 amino acids. Gene Ontology annotation, molecular function: RNA binding. Gene Ontology annotation, cellular component: nucleoplasm. The transcript has 8 exons. Lineage: Eukaryota; Fungi; Basidiomycota; Tremellomycetes; Trichosporonales; Trichosporonaceae.
GACGAGGCUAUUUCAACCCAUCACAGCUUUCUUCUUCUCUCCCCCAUCCACACAAAAACAUCACAUCCACCUCACAAUGUCUACCGGCUACACCAUCCACGUCUCGGGCCUCUCGGCCACCACUGACGAGACCAAGCUCGCCGACUUCUUCUCCUUCUGCGGCAAGCUCACUUCCGUCAAGAAGUCGGGCACUGAGGCCGACAUCACGUUCGAGAAGCUCUCGGCUCAGAAGACUGCCUUGAUGCUCAACGGCGGUACUCUCGACGGCGCCCACCUCGAGGUCACGUCGACGACCCCCGAAGGAGAGACUGCCAAGAACGUCCUCCCCACCGGCGGACAGACGCCCACGGGUGCCACUCCCACGUUCGACCAGGAGGACAAGCCCAAGGCGGCUAUUGCCGCCGAGUACCUCGCCCACGGCUACCUCCUCGGCGACCACAUCAUCCAGAAGGCCAUCGAGGUCGACAACAAGCAGGGCAUCUCGACGCGCUUCCUCUCGUUCAUCAACCACAUUGACAAGCGCGCUGGUGAGCGCCUCGUCGGCGAGAACCAGACCGUCUCGGGCAACGUGCACGCCCAGGCCUCCCAGGUCUACUCCAAGGUCCGCGAGGCCGACCAGCAGCGUGGUGUCAGCACCAAGUUCCACGAGUACUACACCAAGGCGAUUGCUACGCCUGUUGGCCAGCGCGUGUCCCAGUUCUACACCGAGACCUCGAAGCAGGUCCUUGACGUCCACGAGGAGGCCAAGCGCAUUGCCAACCAGAAGAAGGGUGCCAGCCGCACCACGAGCCCCCCUCCUCCUCCCUCGGCCGCUGACGCCAAGGCGGCUGAGGCUGGCGCUUCCGCCCCCGCCCCCGCCCCCGCCCCCGCCCCCGCUGCCGCUGCCGCUGCUGCUCCUGCCGAGCCUGAGAAGGCUGCCGCUGCCGCCGCGACUGCCCCCAAGUCGUAA